Messenger RNA from Thermothielavioides terrestris NRRL 8126, 1035 nucleotides. RefSeq lists its product as uncharacterized. Lineage: Eukaryota; Fungi; Ascomycota; Sordariomycetes; Sordariales; Chaetomiaceae. The coding region runs from base 1 to 1035 and encodes 344 amino acids. Gene Ontology annotation, molecular function: oxidoreductase activity, acting on the CH-OH group of donors, NAD or NADP as acceptor. The record is from RefSeq and is a predicted model, not a curated record. The transcript has 3 exons.
AUGGCAAGCAAAGGAACUGUCCUUGUCACCGGCGCCAACGGCUACAUCGCCGCGCGCACCGUGGAAGCGUUCCUCAAGGCCGGCUACUCUGUCCGGGGCACCGUGAGGUCGCUGGCCUCCGCCACCGAGGUCAAAGAAGCUCUUCCCGAGUAUGCAGACAAGCUCUCGUUUGUUGAGGUGCCCGAUAUCACCGUUCCUGGCGCCUUCGACGACGCCGCCAAAGGCGUCGACGCCGUCGCCCAUCUCGCGUCGCCCGUCUCCUUCGACUUCACCGACCCCGAACCGGUGAUCCGCAGCGCCGUCGACGGUACCCUCCGCGUGCUCGAGUCAGCGCUGAAGGAGCCACGGAUCAAGAACUUCGUCUUCAUGUCGUCUGUCGUCGCUAUGGUUCAGCAGCCCCUUGAAGGCCACACCCACACCGAAGCCGACUGGAACACGUGGGCGGAGGACGUAGUGGCCGAGCAGGGCAAGAACACGCCGGGCCGCAUCAUCUACAUUGCGAGCAAAGCCGCAGCCGAGAAGGUGCUGUGGAAGUUCCGGGAUGAGCACAAGCCGCACUUCACGGUGACCUCCAUCAACCCCAGCUUCGUCGCCGGCCCGCCGCUCGCAACGCCCUCCUCGGCCGACAAGAUCAGCAUGUCGAACCAGCAGAUCCCGGACGUGUACAACGGCAAGCCGCUCGACCAGGCCGGCGUGUCCGCGGGGGUGGACGCAUACGUCGACGUUCGCGACGUCGCGCGGCUCGUCGUGUUCGGCGUCGAGCACGCCAACAAGGCCGACGGCGAGCGCUUCCUGACCGCCGCGUACUUCUCCCCGGGCCAGGCCGUGGCCGAUAUCCUCCGGGACGCCUUUCCCGAGCGGGCCGGCAUCAUACAGAAGGGGAAUCCGGGGCAGGGGUACGAACCUGACUAUCGGUUUCCGAAGCAGCUGGUGUUUGACGGCACCAAGGCGGUCCGGUUCACUGGGCAGGAUUACAUCCCGUGGCGUCAGACUGUGCUGGAUACCGUGGAGAAGCUGAAGCCGGUGCUUGUGUGA